UUUCCAUGGGGUCCAGGUUGGAAAUUAAUGGAAUACCUCCUCCUUUGUGGACCUUAAGCUUUGCCCUCUUCAUCUUGUCUAUGCCUGCUUUAGCCUUACUUGCAUAACCAUGGCAACAGCAGUAGUGGGCGGUGCUUUUCUCUCCGCUUCUCUGCAGGUAUUGUUUGAUCGCUUAGCUUCCCGGAGUAUCAUAGACUUCAUCCUCCGAAGAAGAUCAGACGAGGGAUUGCUCAUAAAGAAGCUCACAGCUACAAUCUUGUCGGUCGAGGCAAUACUGAAAAAUGGGCUGAAGAGGCGAACUACGAACCCAGCUGUAAAAGAAUGGUUCAGCGAGCUAGAAGAAACCGUAAAUGAUGCAAAGAAUCUCUUGGAUGAGAUGCACACCGAAAGGUCAAAAAAUAAGCCAGGAAGCAGAUCAAGAAUCAAAUUGAUGCAAGAGAUACUUGACAGAUUGGAGCACGUGAGCGAGCAGAAGGAUGUUUUCAACUGGCGGACCCCGUCACACAUAUCGCCGACUAAUUCGAUUUCAGUCGAUGAAUCUAGUAUAUGCGGCAGGACUAAUGAUAAAGAGGCCAUGGUCAGCAUUUUGCUCUCAGAUAAUCUGACUGGCCAAGACGUAACCCGAGUGAUCGUGAUCGUGGGUGUUCCUGGGAUCGGUAAGAGUACACUUGCUCAGCUCAUGUACAGCGACAGCAGAGUCCAAGGGUACUUCGACCUCAAAGUAUGGGUCUGUGCUUCAACUGACCUAAACAUAUACACGGUGACAAAGACGAUCUUCGAAGCAGUCACUAAGUUGCCUUGUGAUAUCGAGGAUCUUAAUCUGCUUCAACUGAGAUUGAAGGAACAAGUUACUGGCAAAAGAGUUCUACUUUUGUUAGACGAUGUCUGGAAUAUUGAGGAUCGCAUAGAAUGGGAAGUUCUAAGAAGCCCCUUCCAAUUUUGCCAGCAGGGGAGUGGUAUAGUUGUCACUACACAGAGUAAACAUGUUGCCGGGACAAUACGCACUCUUCCAGCCUAUCAUCUGAACCCGCUGCCUUGCGAAGAUAGUUGGAUUCUGUUCUCCAAAUAUGCAUUUGAUGGUGGAUCCUUGAUUACUGAUCCGGGGCUAGAAGUGAUUGGCAGAGAGAUAGUUAACAAGUGCAGAGGGAUUCCUUUAGCUAUCAAGAGCCUCGGGAUUCUUCUCCGAACAAAGCCGGAUCGUGAAGAGUGGGAUAGGAUACUGAAAGAUGACAUAUGGGACUCAUCACACGACAUGACAACCGUUCUGCUAAGGAUCAAAAAUGGAAUUGCCAAAGGGCGAGAACCAAUUGCUGUGGGUAGUGGCAACUGUUUGGUGGCUUCCAAACAGCAUUGGCAGAUGAGGAAUAUUCAGACCAAGCGAGCGAGGCUUCCGAUAUAUUGUGUUCUGUGGCUCAUUGUAUUGGGCAUCCUGAGUGUUGCAGUAUUUGAAACUGCAAACAAAGUUCAGAUUACUAAGAGGAAGGAAGAUCUGGCCAGUAUGUGCAACGGGAGGGCCAAGACGCUCCAGGAUCAAUUCGAACACCAAGUUAACAACACCAACACCCUCGCAAUCUUUCUCACACAACUGCAUAGAUUAGAUCGCCUCCUAGACAAAGAACAGAGCGAGGAAUUUCUCAGGAACUACAUGUUGGCUACUGUCCACAUCCAUCCAUUCCUGGAGGCAGUGACCGUCGAAGGUUCGAUUAUCAGAAACGAAUAUAAUUCAGUCAUGGCGACUCAAAGCAUGGACGUAGACAGUUCUGCACUGCGCCUGAAUCCGGGAAAGGGAGAUAUUCUUAAGGCAUUGGCCACGGGGAAGACUGUUAUCUCAAGAGCUUUCAAGCAUUUUGAUUCUCGUCAUGUUCGUUUCGCAAUGGCUUACCCCAUUUACAAGGUUUCAUUUUCCGGAAACUCGACAGUGGACCAACGCUGCAAAGCCGCUGCAGGGUACAUGGGAGCGAUCUUCAGAUUCGACUCAUUUGCUGAGCACGUACUAGGGCAAAUAGAUGGAAGGCAUACAAUCUCUGUGUCUAUAUAUGAUGCAACCGAAUCUCCUGACUGCCUGCUUUUGUAUCGGUGGGGAAAUCACGAGAACUCUCAGUCCCUUCUGCAUGAAAGCGAGCUCAAACUCGGGGAUCCAUGCCGGAGAUAUAGGAUCAUGUGCCGGUACCAACACAAGGCACCCCUCCCCUGGAUCCCAAUAGUGUUCUCAGGUUUAACCAUCGUGAUCGGACUCCUACUAGGAUGUAUACUUACAGGAUCGACAGUUCAUAGUCUGAAAAUUCAAGAAUUGAAUGCUCAAGCGGAGGCUUUCAACACCGCAAAUUCUCAGUUUCUGUCAGAAGCUUCCCUGGAAAUCAGAAAGCCUGCAUACAGCAUACUCGAAACUCUACGACUGGUGCUCAGAAUGGAACUAACUUCACCCCAAAGGGACUACAUUCAAGUUGCUCAAGAAGGCUGCGAGAGACUGAUAGAUUUGAUCUACGAGGUUCUUGAACAGGAAAACUCAAACCUCCAGAUGUGACAGAGCAACUUGCCCUUUGAAGUUCAAUCCACAGAGAGCAGAACAUGAACAAGUCUCCUUGGUCAGCGAAUCUUUAGGCAUUGAUAGCUAUUCGAAAGGCAAACUCAGCAAUGAUAACAAACCCGAAUACAAUAAAGCUGUGAAUUUUAUGAACGUGUUUGCCAUCUGUGAAAGAAGCAAUAGAGAUCCAAUCUAUAUUGAGCACCAAAAA
Messenger RNA from Punica granatum (pomegranate), 2735 nucleotides. The record is from RefSeq and is a predicted model, not a curated record. NCBI's taxonomy places the organism in Eukaryota, Viridiplantae, Streptophyta, Magnoliopsida, Myrtales, Lythraceae.